This is a messenger RNA of Sesamum indicum (sesame), 1170 nucleotides long. RefSeq names its product soluble inorganic pyrophosphatase 4. Lineage: Eukaryota; Viridiplantae; Streptophyta; Magnoliopsida; Lamiales; Pedaliaceae. Gene Ontology annotation, molecular function: magnesium ion binding; inorganic diphosphate phosphatase activity. Gene Ontology annotation, cellular component: cytoplasm. The record is from RefSeq and is a predicted model, not a curated record. Gene Ontology annotation, biological process: phosphate-containing compound metabolic process.
CAAUGAAUACACACAUACCUGAAAAAAGUGCCACUUCACUGUCUCCACUUCAUACCCUCUCUCACACACACAGACACACACUGAACUCUUCAUAACGCUAGCAAUUUCGGAGGAGAAGUUGUUGCUUGCGUUUCUUCACAUCCCUCCCAACUUUUGUCUUUGUAUAAUUAGUUGAAUAUGGCUGAGAAUAAUGUACAACCGACUGGAAAAAGUUCAGAGAACUCCCGUGUUGCUCUGAAUGAAAGGAUUCUUUCUUCUCUGUCACGAAGAUCCGUUGCUGCUCAUCCGUGGCAUGACUUGGAAAUUGGUCCAGGGGCACCAUCAAUUUUCAACUGUGUGGUUGAAAUUGGAAAAGGCAGCAAAGUGAAGUACGAGCUUGACAAAACCAGUGGCCUUAUCAAGGUAGAUAGAGUUCUUUACUCAUCGGUCGUGUACCCCCACAACUAUGGUUUCAUUCCACGAACCAUCUGUGAAGACAGUGAUCCCAUGGAUGUUCUGAUUUUGAUGCAGGAACCUGUUCUGCCUGGUACUUACCUUCGCGCACGUGCGAUUGGAUUGAUGCCAAUGAUAGAUCAGGGCGAGAAAGAUGAUAAAAUAAUCGCUGUAUGCGCUGAUGACCCUGAGUUCCGCCACUAUAAGGACAUACAGGAUCUUCCACCACAUCGCCUUGCUGAAAUCCGCCGCUUCUUCGAGGACUACAAGAAGAAUGAGAACAAAUCCGUUGCUGUAGAAGACUUCCUGCCCGCUGAAGCAGCCACUGAUGCUAUCAAGCACUCCAUGGAUCUAUAUGCUUCCUACAUCGUGGAAAGCUUGAGGCAGUGAUUUGAUCAGAUGUUUUAAAGCAUGUAGAGGCGAUAACUAGAAUGCCUGCAAAGCUGAUAAGCUUUCUUGGACAUGCUUGUCUAACCUCAUAAGAAGCUCAUGUUUUACAUACCGCGUGUUGUCUAAAGGAGAUGUGUGUUUAACAUACUUCUAGUGGCAACGUCAUGUUUAGAGGCGUCUAUAUCGAUUGAACGUUUUGCUUAAUGAAUGCAACAGGGUGAAGUAUGUCUCCCCGAAUUAUUGUAAUAUUCGUCUUAAGAAAUAAAUGUAGACUUUGUCUGCUAGAUUCAGUAUCAUACGUUGAAUGGUGAUCGUGUAAUGAAGAUCUUUUCUUUUUCAAUAUGACAA